UCCAGGAAGCGAAGUUCGUGAGGAAGCAUGAAAACGUAAGUUUCUUAGUGGAAAGGCAGCAUUUUGAAUAGUCUCUCGAGACACCAAUGGAAAGCUCGAACAUGUCAAGUGAUGAACAGCAAGAUGGGAAUGCUCCAGAAUUGGACCUUAUUGAAGUACAGAAUCCAGUAACUCAUGAUGAUGGGAAUGCAAAUCCUGAAGAAAGAGUUGGAGAUAUACGAUCUACAAUACAAAAUAUCCUGGGAAAAUUUGAAGGUGACAUUAACCAGAAGCUUCACAUAAAGAGAAAACGCAUGGAAACUUAUAUCAAAGAUUCAUUCAAAGACAGCAACCAGAAAUUAGAACAACUUUGGAAAACGAACAAACAGGAGAGAAAGAAGAUCAACAACAAAUUUUGUGAGCAGUAUAUAACUACAUUUCAGAAGUUUGAUAUGGAUGUCCAGAAAUUCAAUGAAGAACAAGANAAAUCAGUGAACAAUUAUCAAAAAGAACAACAAGCAUUAAAACUGUCCAAAUGUAGUCAGAGCCAGACCCUGGAAGCAAUUAAAGUUAUGCAUGAGAAGUACAUGGAGGGUUUGAUGAACUUGGAGACCAACAACUACGAUAUGCUUUUUGAUGUAGAUGGUGAACUGAGAAAAGAAAUGUCUGUGUUUAAAAGAGACAUCAUGAAGCAUACUAUGAAGUACUCUUCUACUUUCCCAUCUUCAGACUAAUGAAGCAUGCAUAUUUUUCACUUGCUGGUACAUUUGUAACCAAAUAAAAAAUUCGCUAACUU
Messenger RNA from Mus caroli (Ryukyu mouse), 775 nucleotides. RefSeq names its product X-linked lymphocyte-regulated protein PM1. Gene Ontology annotation, biological process: spermatid development; meiotic cell cycle. The record is from RefSeq and is a predicted model, not a curated record. NCBI's taxonomy places the organism in Eukaryota, Metazoa, Chordata, Mammalia, Rodentia, Muridae. Gene Ontology annotation, cellular component: synaptonemal complex.